This is a messenger RNA of Hordeum vulgare subsp. vulgare (domesticated barley), 2560 nucleotides long. RefSeq names its product BTB/POZ domain-containing protein At3g50780. Gene Ontology annotation, molecular function: protein binding. The record is from RefSeq and is a predicted model, not a curated record. The coding region runs from base 614 to 2185 and encodes 523 amino acids. The transcript has 3 exons. NCBI's taxonomy places the organism in Eukaryota, Viridiplantae, Streptophyta, Magnoliopsida, Poales, Poaceae.
GGGGGGGAGAGAGAGAGAGGGACUGCCGUGCCAUGCCAUGAUGGCCGGUGUGGCAUCAUCGUAGGCGGUUAAAGGGAGGACACGGCUCGCUCCUCCGGAAAGAAGCUGCCGGCUCUGCUUUGCGACCUCUCUCUUUCUUCCCUUUCUUUCCUUCCUUCCUUCCUUCGGUGGCCGCUUUUCGGUCCGUCUUUUCUCCGUCGGCUUUGGGGUGGGGGGAAAGAAAUGAUGCGAGGUUCCGUCCAUGCCUGCCUAGAUGCUGCGCCCGCUCCUCUUUAGUACUACUACUACUGCCUGCGGUUUGAGCUGCGGUGGCGGGGGAAAGGGCGGGGGUGAAGGGAGGUGGGUAGGGUAGCCGUGCUCCUCCUGGUGAUUCGCUCGGUGCCUCUCAUGGUCUGAUGUGCUGAGGUUUUGAGGUGAUUCCGCUCUCGUUUUGCUCGGUGGUCUCCGGGGAGCUGCUGAUUUGGUGGAGGAUUGGGGGGCGUCUGCCCGUGGCCGGAGCCGAGGAGGAUUGCGGUGUUGGGGGAGCAGCUACAGGAGAGGUGUCUAGGUGUAUGAACUAGUGCUGCUUCUGCAGCCACCCCAGGACUCACUGGUCAUAAGCUUCCUACGAAGCAUGGCAGAGUUCAAGGUUGGAAGCCUUGAUGCCCGAGCGACAAAGUUCAGAACCGUCCCGAUUGCUGUCACCCCGGAAGGGUUCUGGUGCUGCCCAUCACAGACCGUGCUCCAGAAGACAGUGAAGAACCAAAACCAGCACACAAGGCCUAAAGUGGGCGCAUCCCCUCCUGCGUCAAAGGCCUCCUCGGUCCAGAGGGCGCCGACUAUCUCGUCGGAGAGAAGAACUCAUUCAACUCCAACAAGGGCUAGAGCUAAUUCAGAUGAGCAAAGAUGCCCGCCGGCGGACAGUGCCGCCCCCAAUCCACCAAAGGUAGCGAGUGAGAGGCCACAGAAGCAACAUAAGAUAUCUGUUGGGUUUGGUCAGAUUGAGAUGAGUGACUUGAGAAUUGUGCUGUAUGGCAAGGAUGGGGUUGCUGUAAAAAUGAGUGUGCACAAGAACAUUCUUGCUGAAAAUAGCAGCUUCUUUGCUGAUAAGCUAUCAAGGCAAUCUCCAGUGUCCAGCAUAGAAGUGCCUGAUUGUGAAGAUGUGGAGAUUUAUGUUGAGACUGUUGGCUUGAUGUACUGCAAUGAUGUCAAGCAGAGGUUGAUCAAGCAAAGUGUUCCACGCGUACUUCGGAUCUUGAAGGUUGCAGAGUUAUUGAGUUUCCGAGCAUGUGUUCUGUCCUGCUUGAAUUACUUGGAAGCGGUCCCUUGGGCUGGGGAAGAAGAGGAGAAUGUGGUCUCAUCUGUUCGGCAUCUUCAGACCGAGGAUUAUGGUGUCACCCCAAUACUGAAGAGGGUUUGCUCUGACCUAACGAGCCCACCAAAUGACACGUUUGUGCGUAUCAUAGAACUAGUCUUGAAAAGCAGUGAUGACAGAGGGAGGCGCGAGAUGAAAUCCUUGGUGCUCAAGCUUCUCAAGGAGAGCAGCAGCAGUGCCAGUAGCUCUGCUGACCUGUGUGUUGACACUCUCUACCGCUACUGCCAGAAUUGCCUGGAGUCCUUGCUGACCCUGUUUCAACGAGCAUCUGACAAUGAUUUCUCUGAGCAGCCUCUGGAGCUGAAGGAAUCGGUUCUUCGGCAGAUUACUCUAGAAGCGGAUAAUCUCCUGUGGUUAACUGAGAUUUUGGCUGGUAGGAAUGCUGCAGAAGAAUUUGCAGGCUUGUGGUCUAACCAACGUGAGCUAGCCGGGCUUCACUCCAAGUUACCGACCAAGUCGCGCCACCUUGUGAGCUGCGUCACUGCGAGGCUCUUUGUGGCCAUUGGGAAAGGCGAGAUGCUCCCGUCCAAGGACACCAGGCAGCUCCUCCUGGAUGUCUGGCUGCAGCCUCUCAUGGAUGACUACAACUGGCUGCAACACGGUUGCAGGUCGUUCGACCGGACCGUCGUCGAGGAAGGCAUCGGGUCAACGAUCCUUACGCUGCCGUUGGAGGAUCAGCAGGCAAUACUGCUCUCGUGGCUCGGGAGCUUCCUCAAGGUCGGUAACAGUUGCCCCAACCUGCAGAAGGCGUUUGAGGUGUGGUGGAGGAGGACCUUUGUGCGGCCUUACGUCGAGCAGCAGGGGAGCCGGUCGCAGUCGGGUCGGAGCUGAGAUCUCCGUUGGCUUGCGCAGGGAAGCUAUCGUGCACCAUUUCGUAAGUAGAACAUCGCUGAAAAAGGUUUAGUCAUAUAAGUUGAUUUGUGUGAGGCUUGAGAAUAUGUUUGUGGGUGCUUCGGUUCUUCGCUGACACGUGAAGCUCUCCGAAUUCUGGCUUACGGAAUGUCUUUGUCUGAUGUGCUGCUUACUUACCACGGGGCAUCAGUUUGUUGCAUUGUGUUUUGUUGCUACGACAUUGUGCGGUCGUAGUGACACUGUAUUAUUGCGGCUCACAUGUAGAAACAGAAUUGCCUGUGAUGCAAUUGUAAAUAUUUUGCUGGGACGUACUAUUUGUGAUGUUAUCUGAGAUUUGGGAGAGGGUAUUUUGAA